GGUGUCGAGCCCAGCUCGCGCUGGAAUACGGCAACAGCGAAUAUAUACAGUAUUUUUUUUUUUACACAUAUACAUAUAUAUAUAUAUAAAUAAAACACAUUAAAAGAAACGGAUGUGCCUCCGAAAACGAAACGGAUACCGUCCACCUGAUCAUUUUAAUGCAAAAAAUUGAGAGGUCCGUGGCCAAGAGGGGAUGACAUGCAUGUUCCGAGGCUGUUAACAUCGCUGAGGAUUAGAAGACCAAUAGGCUGCCAAGAGCUGUCAAGCCAUGAUGGACAUACUGUACACAGGCCCUGUCCCGGCAGACGGAGGGUCUCCAAUGACUGCCAGCGAGAUGUCGCCCAGGCAGACCAACACUCAGAGACCAAACACAUGCUGCUUCUGCUGGUGUUGCUGCUGUAGCUGCUCAUGUUUCACCGUUAGGAAUGAAGAGGACAGAAGGAGGAAAUCCCUGGAGACGCAUCUGGAGACCAUAUCAAACUGUGAACCUAGCACCAAACCAACAUUAGAGGAGAUUAGCAUCUGGUCCCAGUCGUUCGACAAGCUGAUGAAGAAUCCUGCAGGUCGAAACGUGUUCAGAGAGUUCUUAAGGACUGAGUACAGCGAGGAGAACAUGUUGUUCUGGCUGGCCUGUGAAGACCUCAAACAGGAGAUGAACAAGAACACAGUGGAGGAGAAGGCACGCAUGAUCUACGAGGACUACAUCUCUGUCCUGUCCCCCAAAGAGGUGAGUCUGGACUCCCGGGUGAGAGAGGUGAUUAACAGGAAGAUACAGGAGCCUACGCCCUACACCUUUGAGGACGCCCAGCUUCAGAUCUAUACCUUAAUGCACAGAGACUCCUAUCCUCGCUUCCUCAACUCGUCUCUCUACAGAUCACUGGUUCACCCAGGCUCCCGCACCUCCUCAGAGUCCUAGCUUCACCCAGGCUCCCGCACCUCCUCAGAGUCCUAGCUUCACCCAGGCUCCCGCACCUCCUCAGAGUCCUAGCUUCACCCAGGCUCCCGCAGCUCCUCAGAGUCCUAGCUUCACCCAGGCUCCCGCACCUCCUCAGAGUCCUAGCUUCACCCAGGCUCCCGCACCUCCUCAGAGUCCUAGCUUCACCCAGGCUCCCGCACCUCCUCAGAGUCCUAGCUUCACCCAGGCUCCCGCAGCUCCUCAAGAGUCCUAGCUUCACCCAGGCUCCCGCAGCUCCUCAGAGUCCUAGCUUCACCCAGGCUCCCGCACCUCCUCAGAGUCCUAGCUUCACCCAGACUCCCGCACCUCCUCAGAGUCCUAGCUUCACCCAGGCUCCCGCACCUCCUCAGAGUCCUAGCUUCACCCAGGCUCCCGCAGCUCCUCAGAGUCCUAGCUUUACCCAGGCUCCCGCACCUCCUCAGAGUCCUAGCUUCACCCAGGCUCCCGCACCUCCUCAGUCAUAGGUUCACAACAUUUCACUCACACACCUCUCUCUCUCUCUCUCUCCAUCCACUCCCCCUCUGUCUCUCACCAUCCACUCCCCCUCUUGUCUCUCUCCAUUGCACAACCACUAAAGGAGAAAAUAUUUAUCCUUUUGUGGAUUUUUCUAAUGAUUGUUGUAGGAAUUUUCUGUAGGAUUUUUUGGGUUGCCAAUUCCUUUCACGGUUGUUGUUUUUUUUUAUUUUAUUUUUUACGAUGAACUCACUUCGUCAUGCCAUAUAUGGAUUUCCUGACUGCACAGACACCCACAAAUGCUUCCCUAUUCCCUGUAUAGUGCACUACCCACAUAGGGCUCUGGUCAAAAGUAGUGCACUAUAUAGGGGAAAAGGGUUUCAUUUGACAAGCCAAGUUAACUGGAAGACACAGGGUUGUUUCACAGGAGGAGACAGACACGGUAUUUCUGUUGUAUUUAACUGCUUGUGGUGACAGCUGCUUCAGCAUCAACUACUGAUUAUUUGGAUUUACAUACAACAAAUCUGCUUCUUUUUUUGUUUUAUAUAAACUGUAUUUGUAUUUAUUGUACUUUCUCCUGACAAAUGUCCUAAUUUUGGAAGAGCGCUCAGAUAAGAGAAACUCGGCAAUAAGACACUG
Oncorhynchus masou masou (cherry salmon) is the source of this 2047-nucleotide messenger RNA. Its product is annotated as regulator of G-protein signaling 20-like. The coding region runs from base 269 to 916 and encodes 215 amino acids. NCBI's taxonomy places the organism in Eukaryota, Metazoa, Chordata, Actinopteri, Salmoniformes, Salmonidae. The transcript is spliced from 6 exons. The record is from RefSeq and is a predicted model, not a curated record.